CCGUCGCUUGGUUUAUGAAAACAUCUCGUAAGGUUCGUACGAAUGGCUAACCUACAUUCUGCGCCGCUGUCAUUUUGCGUGCUUGGUGCGGGUAUUUCGGGGCUUUCAAGUGCAUAUUGUUUAGCGAAAAAUUAUCCAUCAAGUAGAGUUACUGUAGUGUAUGAAGAAGGUACACCUAACACGACGAGCAAUCAUGGUUUUGGAAUACUCAGUCUCCGUUCUUUGGACGAACUGGACAGUGCCGAUACCAUCAGGUUUACGAAAGCAACUGCAAGUCAUUUUGCAAAUAUAAUAAGUCAAUCGCCACAACUCGCUGCUGAAAUUGGAUUGAGUGCAAUGCCAGCGUACCUCACAUACGACAGAAAGCAGGGUUCGCCAGAACAAGAUGUAUUUCCCGGUGGACCAACAAUGGACACUUUCGCUUAUUUCAUGGAAAUCAGCGAACAUGAAAAAAGUUCGCUGAGUAUCGACAGCGAUGGAUUGAAAUAUAUUUUUGAGAGGGAUGAUAUUGAACCUAGUGACCUAGUCGUCUACAAAGCGGGAACUUGGGUUAUUGACAAUCACUCAUAUCUUCCGUGGUUGAAAAAAGAACUUGAACUUAUGGCCGCCAGAGGAGAUAUCUCAAGCGUGAACUUCAUACAGAGGAGAGUGAGCAAUUUUUCCGAAUUACUCAAACUUGAAGACUUUCAUUUUAUUGUCAAUUGCUCUGGAUUGGGAUCCGAAUAUCUGGUUCCGGAUGGGAACAUGAUUCCAAUACGAGGUCAAUACCUGUUGGUGAAACCGAAUGCAACCACGGAUCUACGGUAUGGGGGACAUACGUUCAUUUGUCCAAAACCUGGCCGAGUUGCUCUUGGAUCAGUGUAUCAAAAAGGUCGCCGUGAAACCAGCAUAAACCAUUUUGACAAGGAAGACAUCUUACGUCGUUGUUGCGCUUUAAAUCCGCAAAUUCGAAAUUCUGAAAUUAUUGGAGAGAGCGUUGGAAUUCGUCCAGGUCGGUAUGGUGGACCGAGGGUAGAAUUAGAUCGCCAAACACUGCGAUCUUCGAGAGGAAAUGAUUCUGUUCCGAUUAUACAUAAUUACGGACAUGGUGCCAAAGGUAUUUUGCAACAUUGGGGCUGUGCUCUCGAGGUUGUCAAGUUGGCUGAGAGUCUCACAAGCAUCAAAUCGAAGCUAUGAAAUUGUGCGCAAAUCGCAAUGUUGCAUUGGUGUGUUAUUUAUUUUAGUAAUUUAAAUACAUAUGUGUGAUUACUAUA
Styela clava is the source of this 1253-nucleotide messenger RNA. RefSeq names its product D-aspartate oxidase-like. Lineage: Eukaryota; Metazoa; Chordata; Ascidiacea; Stolidobranchia; Styelidae. The record is from RefSeq and is a predicted model, not a curated record. Gene Ontology annotation, molecular function: FAD binding; D-amino-acid oxidase activity. Gene Ontology annotation, biological process: D-amino acid catabolic process. Gene Ontology annotation, cellular component: cytoplasm.